Molecule: messenger RNA, 1521 nt
Organism: Pseudocercospora fijiensis CIRAD86
Lineage: Eukaryota; Fungi; Ascomycota; Dothideomycetes; Mycosphaerellales; Mycosphaerellaceae
Exons: 2
Coding region: 1-1521 (506 amino acids)
Source: RefSeq, a predicted model, not a curated record
AUGUUCCCGGGAUUUUGGUAUCUCCCCAAGGCGACUAUGCCACCGUCUACACCUAAGCCGUCCAAGGAUACUGUCGAACAGGAUGAGACCGGGACCAAAACUUGGGAAACUGUGUUGGAUGGAGCACUCGAUAAGAUAGCCGAUCUUCUCAACGCGCACCGUGCUAUGCAGCCUCUCUGGAAAGUAGUAGAGCUUGGAGCUGACGCCGGCGAAGCCUUACAACACCGCUUCUCAGGACCCCUCAGAACGGAUGUCACUCGGGAUACAGCUGGAGUCCUUUGUCUUCAAUCGAUUCUACCCAUCGUCUCCACCGUGAAUCUCGGAUUCGAGAGGAGUUUGUUGGCUCUCGCUUUGUGUGUCAUCAUCGUUCCGCUGCAUAGCAUACUGGAGUUGCAUAGCACACUGAGUUUGCUCGAUGCGUUUUCAGCGCUCGGGGCCUUCUUUCUGCCGGAUUGGCUCCUGAGUGUGGCGAAUGUCCUCGCCAUUCUGCUCGGCAUCAUCGACAAUACCCAAGCUGGGCGGGAGUUGGCGACCGGCAAGGAUCGUGCCUCAGAUUCCACGGACGAAACCAAGAGCUGCCGCAGCGUCGAAGAUGCUCCCAAGUCAAAACCAGAGCUCAGAAGGACCAGCGUCAGCAGGAACAGCGACACUGCAGCACCCGCAGCACCAACACCGAACCUCACUACGAUAUUGCAAGGAAGUCUUGGGAUCGCACAGAACAACAUCAAGCUACUCGAGCUGGCACGGACCACGGAUAGGAACCUUUACAAUGCCAACGUAACAAGCUACAGGGCGAAAAUGGCAGAGAUGACCGAAGCUCAUCGUGCUGAGACUGCAGACCUGCAGGAUCGACUUGUGAAAGCGAGCAAAGCUUGUGGCCAAAUGCAAGCUACCUCGCAGCAAGAGAUCGACGGACUCAGACGGCUGCUCUCACAAGCACAGAAGCAAAUCGAAGCAGAACGCAACACAAUCGUCAAAAUGAGAAGCUUCUGGGAAGCAGACGUCAUCUCCAAACGCAACGCACUCACCGAGAAGCAAACCCUUCUGAACCAAGUCACCGCCAAGCUCGACUCAACGACGAAGAGAUUCAAAGACCACGCCGAACUCACCAAAUCCAAAGAAUCGAAACGGACAACCCAGGCCGUCCAACAGCAACAAAAAAUCCAAACCCUCGAAUACUCCCUCACCCGCCUUCAAUCCGACCCCUCCACUUCCCAAGACACACUGCACGCAACCCAAACCAAACUCCUCGAACAGCGCAACGACGACCUCAAAGAAAUCCAGACGUUGAAACACCAACUCGAAGACGCGCAGCACAUCUCCGAAACUUCCGAGAAGAGGGUCAAAACUCUGAGGAAUUGGUGCGAGUAUUGGCGAGAAGCUGCGGCCAGUGAACACGAUAUGCGGAUCCGUGCCGAUGAAGAGAUUGAGCUUGCGAAGGAGGGGAUUGAGAAGAUUGGGGGUGAGGAAGUUGAGGAUGCGAGGAAGGAGGACGAGGAAGAUGGGUUUGAGAUGGUGUGA